This is a messenger RNA of Papaver somniferum (opium poppy), 1808 nucleotides long. RefSeq names its product plant cysteine oxidase 2-like. The transcript has 6 exons. Gene Ontology annotation, molecular function: oxidoreductase activity, acting on single donors with incorporation of molecular oxygen, incorporation of two atoms of oxygen. The record is from RefSeq and is a predicted model, not a curated record. NCBI's taxonomy places the organism in Eukaryota, Viridiplantae, Streptophyta, Magnoliopsida, Ranunculales, Papaveraceae. Bases 625 to 1515 code for a protein of 296 amino acids.
AAAACGAAAGAAAGAGAAAAAGAAAGAAGAAAAAAAUCUGUUGCUGUAAGUUGUAUAGUCUGUCUGGUUUUCUCUAUGGCCCCUUGUUUUUGCAAGACUCAUCACCACCAGGUCUCUUCUUCUUAUUCUUCUUGUAUAUUAGUAUUCACUCAUCCUUUACUUUUUACCCAUCUUAUAAUCCCACAGAAACAUCUUCUUCUCUUCAAAUUAGAUCUAGUCUAGCUAUAUAAAAGAAACUGAUCAACUGAAGUUCUUUUGUUCUUUCUAUUCUUAAGAGAAUAUCUGUCUUGGUUUAAUUAAGAGAGAAAAGUACACUACACUAGUACUGGUUUGUUUGUACCUCUUGUUUAUUCAUCUUCUUAUUAAUUUUAUGUACUCCUAGAGAGAUCAGUAUCUGUUAUCAGACAUAUUUCUGUUUGGUUUUGUGUUUUUUGGCAAUUAAUAUCAAGUUCGGAUCUAGGAAAAUGGAUAUGACAUUUAAGAACAAGUUGUAGUCUAGUUUGUCGGUCGAGGAAUCCGAUAAGAAGAUCUAUCUAUAUAUAUAUACAAAGAUAAAAGAUAGAGGGAAAUUAAGAAGAUAGAGAGAAACUGGUUUCAGGUUCGUUUGUUUGUUUGAGGGUGACAAUGGAGGCAAGUGUAGUAGGGAAAAAAAGGAACAAUGUAGUAGUGCUUGGAAACAGUAUUUCUAGGAAGAAGAGAUGUAUAAAAAGAACAAAACAGUGCAAGAAACCGACAAUGUCGAUGACAUUGCAGAAGUUGUUCACUUCUUGUAAACAAGUGUUCAAAGGACCUGGGACGAUUCCAAACUCACUAGAAGUUCAAAAUCUCCGGCACAUUCUUGAUAAUAUGAAUCCAGAAGAUCUUGGAUUAAGCACGGAUUUGCUUUUCUUCAAGUCUGGUGGUGUUACUGCAGGAACUCCAAGUAUUACAUAUACUACUAUAUGCAAAACUCAGAAUUUCUCGAUGUGUCUUUUCUUUCUUCCUCCAUCUGCAGUCAUUCCACUUCAUAAUCACCCAGGAAUGACUGUUUUCAGUAAGCUUCUUCUAGGAUCAAUGCACAUCAAAUCUUAUGAUUGGGUUGAUUCUGACAUGGCUACGUCCUCACAAUUAAGAUUAGCAAAGUUGAAGGCUGAUAAUGUCUUUACAGCUCCAUGCAACACGUCUGUACUUUAUCCCACAUCUGGAGGCAAUAUCCAUGCCUUCACUGCCUUAACACCUUGUGCAUUGCUUGAUGUGAUUGGACCUCCUUAUUCGAAAGAAGAUGGUCGAGACUGCUCAUACUACAGAGAUUUUCCAUGCUCUGUUUCUAUUGACAGUGCCGUGGAUGUAGCGCUAGAGAGGAGAAACUGGUGGAACAUGUCAUCUAAACCAUGCUGUCCCAUGGACGAAGCUUUAGAAGCUUUAGAGGGAAAAGACGUUUAUGGAUUGUUGGAGGAGAUCGAGAUGCCCAAGGACUUGAAGAUGGAAGGUAUCGAGUAUUUGGGUCCACAAAUCAUCCAUGAAGCGGCUGUAUAAAUUUAGACUUGGCAACUUUCUCAGUAGAAUCAGGGGUGUUCUUUAUGUCCUCUUCGCUUUUGAAGUAGAACUGUAACUUUUUUUAACAGAGUUAGGAGUGUUCUUUGCUUUCUUUUGUUUGUUUAUAAGUUCGGAAAAACAGAAGUCUAGAAAAUUCUGUACAAAAGUUGGAGCUUCAAAGCAGUAGACAUCUUACAGCUCUUUCGUGUAAUACGAGUCCCACAAUGCAUGCCGUAUAGCUUUAUCAAAUUCCUUAAAUUUUCCUUUUUAUUUAUUUAUGAUAGUUAAGUGGA